AUGUGUGAUUUCCAGUAUCAUCGCAAUUGUGGUCCGAUGUCGUUGCGGACAAGGCCACAACAGCAAUAUUGCGGCCGCAACACAUGUUGUAGUCCGCAAUUUAAAACCAUGCUCAGGACAGAGGUCCGUGUCUCUGAUCAGACCUCUCGGCGGAGGUCCGCGUGCCUAAUUGGAUUUGCUCGGCCGAAGUCGUGCCAUGAUCUUCCAACGCUGAAGAAAGCUCACGCCUUUCUCAUUCUCUCCAAUUCAUUCAGUGCCAAUGCUUCAAAGAUCCCCACUUUGUAUGCUCAGUUCAAAGCCACCUCAGAGGAUGGUGCACCCCACAACACAGUGAUGUGGAACUUGAUCAUGAGGACCCACGUUGAUUUGGGACUGUUCCAUUCUGCUUUGUCAGUGUACAAAAGGAUGAGACAAAAGGGUGUUCCCCAUGAUGGUUUUACUUUCCCAGUAGUGAACCGGGCCUUGUCGUGCAUGAGGGUUGGUGUGAUGUGUGGGAAAAUGAUCCACUGUGUGGCAACACAAAUGGGUUUGGAUGGGGAUUUGUAUUUUUGUAAUACCAUGAUUGAUUUUUAUGUGAAAUGUGGGUGCGUUGGGAAUGCUCGCCGCGUGUUUGAUGAAAUGCUGCAGAGAGAUGUGGUGUCGUGGACUUUGAUGAUUGGUGGAUAUGGUUCUGAGAGAGAUGUUGGUGUGGUAUGUGAUUUGUUCAACAAGAUGAGAAUGGAAUUGGAACCGAAUGCCGUCACGCUUAUUGUUAUAUUGCAGGCGUGUUGUGCUUCCAUGACAUUACAUGAGGGAACUCAAAUUCAUGGGUAUGUGCUGAAGAGUGGAUUACUAAUGGAUUGGUCAGUGAAAAAUUCAGUUUUGAGAAGUUAUGCUAGUAAAGGGAGUGCUGAGGAAGUGGAACUUUUAUUUAGUGAAUUAAACAUGAAGGAUGUGGUUUCUUGGAAUAUUUUGAUUUCCUUUUACUCCUCGGAAGGAGAUGCAAGAAAGGUGGCGGGUUUGCUCAAAGAAAUGCAGGGCUUUAAAGUGCAUUUGUGGAACAUUGAAACUUUAACGUUAGUUAUAUCAGCAUUUGCGAAGUCUGGUAGUCUUUGUGAGGGUGAAGGUGUGCACGGAUUAGUCAUAAAAACGGGGUUUUGUGAUGAUGUUUUGCUAACAUCUCUGCUUGACUUUUAUGCCAAGUGUGGGAAAUUGGAAACAUCAGUUCAACUGUUUAGUGAAAUUCAUUUUAAAAGUAACAUCACUUGGGGUGCUAUGAUGUCAGGUUUCAUUCAAAAUGGCUCUUUCAUGGAGGCAGUAGUUUUAUUCCAACAAAUGUUAGCUGCAGAUCUUAAUGUUGCCCCUGAAAUUUGGAGAAAUCUUCUUGAUGCAUAUGCAAACCUGGGAGCUUUGAAAUUGGGCAAAGUGGUCCAUGGUUACCUUAUAAAGAACUUGAUUAAUGGACCUAUAGAAGAUACAGUACACCUUGAGACCUCUAUCUUAAACAUGUACUUAAGAGGUGGUAACAUGUCUUCUGCUAAAUCAUGCUUUGAUAGGAUGCCUGUCAAAGAUGUUGUAGCAUGGACAACAAUGAUUGAGGGACUUGGCUCUCAUGGUUUUGGUUUUGAUGCCUUAAAGUAUUUUCAGUUAAUGAUUGAGCAAAGAGUGAACCCAAACUCAGUCACUUUCUUGAGCUUACUUUCUGCUUGUAGCCACUCUGGUCUUGUCAGGGAAGGCUGUAAUAUUUACCAUUCUAUGAAAUGGGAUUUUGGAAUUGAACCUGCUUUGGAUCACCACACUUGCAUUGUGGAUCUUUUCGGUCGGUGCGGGAUGCUUAAAGAGGCUUUAGCCACAAUAUUGAAAAUGAUCACUCUACCUGAUAGCAGGAUUUGGAGUGCUCUUCUAGCAGCUUCUAGAGUUUAUGGAAACAAAUUUUUUGGAGAAUAUGCAGCACAAAGGCUUUUGGAACUAGAACCUGAUAAUGUUGGAUACUAUACUCUAUUGAGUAAUGUAAAAGCAUGUGUUGGAAAAUGGAAUGAGGUUGAAGAAUUAAGAAGAGUUAUGAGUGAAAGGGAUCUAAAGAAGAAACCAGGAUGGAGCUGCAUUGAGGUAAAUGGGGUCAUCCAUGGAUUUGUUUCCAGUGAUAAAUCACACCCUGAAACAGAGGAGAUUUCUAAGGCGUUGAGUAGAUUGGCACAAUUUUGA
Cajanus cajan (pigeon pea) is the source of this 2184-nucleotide messenger RNA. The record is from RefSeq and is a predicted model, not a curated record. NCBI's taxonomy places the organism in Eukaryota, Viridiplantae, Streptophyta, Magnoliopsida, Fabales, Fabaceae.